Molecule: messenger RNA, 1035 nt
Organism: Microthlaspi erraticum
Lineage: Eukaryota; Viridiplantae; Streptophyta; Magnoliopsida; Brassicales; Brassicaceae
Source: the annotation of a GenBank genome assembly
AUGGACGCAGCACAUUGCUAUCUCGAAGGAAACGCAGACGCCGUGGAAUUCUGUCCUCACGAGCCUUACACAAACUUGCUAGCAGCUUCUACUUACACACUUGAGGAAGGAGAUCAUCCUUCUCGAUCCGGCUCUGUGUAUCUAUUUGACAUAGGAGAAGUAGAAGAUGCUGGACUGAAUCUUCUCCAGAAAAUCGACACCGCCGGAGUUUUCGAUAUCCGGUGGACCCACGGCGGAAAUCGAGGCGGAAACGUGACACUUGCUCAGGCUGAUGCUGAUGGAUGCUUGAGAGUUUACAGGAUAGAUGAGACUGCAGAAAAAGGCUAUUCUCUGAGGGAAGUCUGUGGUGAAAAGAUCAGCACAUCAAUGUGUCUUUGUUUGGAUUGGGAUCAGACUUCAACAUCAAUCGUAGUAGGUCUAUCAGACGGCUCUGCUUCAGUUGUUUCACUCACUGAUUCCAAGUUAGAAACAGUCCAAGAAUGGAAAGGGCAUGACUUUGAGCUUUGGACGGCUUCGUUCGACCUCAACAAUCCUAGUUUAGUCUAUACAGGAUCAGAUGAUUGCAAGUUCAGCUGUUGGGAUGUCAGAGACAAUCCGGCGAACAAUCGGGUUUUCCAAAACUCCAAGGUUCAUACAAUGGGUGUUUGCUGUAUCUCCCCAAAUCCGAGAGACCCUUACUCUGUAUUCACCGGUUGUUAUGAUGAAACGUUGAGAGUUUGGGACACGAGGUCUGUUUCGAGACCUGUGAACGAAACAUCGGUGUCUCUUGGUGGAGGAGUGUGGAGAAUCAAGCACCAUCCUUGUGUGAAUGGUGUUGUUUUGGCGGCUUGUAUGCAUAACGGUUUCGCUGUAGCGAAGGUUAGUAGUAGUGAUGGGAAAGGUGAAGUAAUGGAGAGUUAUAGCAAGCAUGAGUCUCUUGCUUAUGGAGCAGAUUGGUAUAGAGGGAAAGAUCAGAAGCGACGCCUUGUGGCUACUUGCUCGUUUUAUGAUAAGCUUCUUCGGUUAUGGAUGCCUGAAACUGCACUAGAGCUUUGA